AGUAGCUUCGGGCUGUUCGGUUGGAGGGAAGGAAAAGUUCAAGUUGAAGAAGGAGGAUUAUGCAGUGAGUGCCGCACAAAACUAUAAACAGGUGACUGAAGUGGAGACUGACAUUAGGGAGGCCCUUAGGAGGCCCCUCCAUCUCCCCUCACUGGCUUCUUCUCCUUCUGAACUGCGUCUUCUUCUCGCUGCAUUCAAACCCCCACACGCAAACUCAGUAUGGAUCUGAAGGACCGCAGAAAUCGUUCGCUGACCAGGGGUCGCUGCUCCAAAGACUCCCAGUAUAACACCUCCUCCCUGGAUGCCGAUGAGUGUCGUGUGCCUACCCAGAAAUCCUACAGCUCGAGUGAAACACUCAAGGCCUUCGACCAUGAGCAGAGGCUGCACUAUGGCGGGUGCGUGACGGACCUGGUUCACCAUGAGGCUGAUGAGUACUCUAGGCAAGGGGGCAACUUCACCCUGGCCGAGCUCGGAGUGUGUGAGCCAUCUCCCCCUCCGCACCCUGCUGCCGUUCCCUACUGUCCCGACCUGGGCCUUCUCCAGCGGGGUUACUCACUUAGUGCUGGCUCUGAUGCCGACUCAGACCCCGAGGGGCCGCUGUCUCCAGAGAGAGCCAUCCAGCUGUGGGCCGGACGAGGAGGGGUAAAGUCCCGCCGCAGCUCAGGAGUGUCCAGUCGCGAGAAUUCAGCCCUCACCCUCACUGACUCUGAGAAUGAUAACAAGUCAGAUGAUGAGUCAGGGCCAGAGGAGCAGCACUGA
Archocentrus centrarchus (flier cichlid) is the source of this 759-nucleotide messenger RNA. RefSeq names its product teneurin-2-like. Gene Ontology annotation, biological process: signal transduction. NCBI's taxonomy places the organism in Eukaryota, Metazoa, Chordata, Actinopteri, Cichliformes, Cichlidae. The record is from RefSeq and is a predicted model, not a curated record. Gene Ontology annotation, cellular component: membrane. Bases 220 to 759 code for a protein of 179 amino acids. The transcript is spliced from 4 exons.